CAGGGCUAUUCCGCACUCUGACGCUAUAUAUACAUAAAAGAAGAGAAAUUCGAUUAGAAUUAUAAAAGAGCGAAAAGGAUGGGAUUAUUAUUAUUUUGGGACGUGUGGUUUCGGAAGGAAUGGGAGAAAGAAACAGGAUGAGAAUAAAAUUAAAGAGAGUGGGGGAUAUUUGCGAUAUGGUCGCGGAUGCUUGAAUUGACGCUCAUAUCCAAGGGUCUUCGCGCAGACUCGUUUGACUUCGUGAGCUCGCCGGAUUUUUCGUUCAAAGGGAAAUAAAGAAAGAAAGGUGGUAGACAAGCACGAAACGCGCGUCUCCACGAAAAAUCAUUAAAAUUUUAAUAUACCUAUAAAAACGCGACACAGUGUUUAACAUUUUUUUUAAAUUAUAAUUUAUAUUUCCCCCCCAAAAAAAAAUUAUUUUUAACAAAUAUUUUUGGGUGAUUAUUAUUGAGACGCACAUGUCCAUGUAUAAUCAAGGGUUAUGGGAGAAUGUGAAUACAAGUGCUAAAGAAGAGACAAUAAUUGGUGGUGGUGGUGGUUGUACAAUGGAAUGGACUAGAGAAAAAACAUUGGAAUUAUUGAAAGAAUAUCAAGCACGUCAUGUCCUUUGGGAUUGUAAUACACGCGGUUAUCGUGAUCGUACAAAACGUAAAAAAGCUAUACAAGAACUUGCCGAUAUUCUUGGAUGUAAUACAUUGGAAGUUGAGAAAAAAGUCACUAAUCUUAAAUGCCAAUAUUCACGUGAAGUACAUAAAAUACAGAAUAGCAAGGAAAAUGCAAAUACUCCUGAUGAUUUAUAUGUCUCCAAGUGGUUUGCCUUCAAAUCAAUGCAAUUUUUGCAAUUUGGCACACGACGAUAUCGAAGAAAAAAGACUGUCGAGAAUUCAAAAUCAAUGGAAGAGGAAUAUCUUGUGAGCGAUAUAGAUCCUGAAAGUAUAACAUUUAUUGAGUCAAAUGAUGAAACAAAUGGUUCAUUUAAUGCAUCGUUAAGUGAAGAUGCAGAUGAAUUACUAUUAUCAUCUAAUGUUAAAGAUAAUGAACGAUAUUCAAAAAAUGAAAAUUAUCAUAUUGAUGAGUCUGAUGAUAAAAUGAUAAUGAAACACGAGGUUAUUGAUGAUAAAGAGAGAAAAAUAAUGAAAGAAGAAUACAUGAAAUUUGGCGAGAGCAUUGCAUUACAAUUGGCUGAAAUACCUGAUUCUUAUUCAAGAUCUGUCGCUAAAUUGAAAAUUAAUCAAAUUCUUUUUGAAGCUGAAAUUGGUAUUUAUGCGCAGGCGCGACGUUAAUUUCUUCUUUUUAUUUAAAAUUUUGAAGAAUGUGAUAAUUUCGUCAAUUUGAAGAAUUGUGUGCGUAUAUUUAGUUAUUUAGAUUUUUCUUUGACAAAUGUACAAUAUUAAUUGUACAGGAUCUCCAUUUUUAUAUAAAUACGUAGUACUUCGUAUAUAAAAAAAAGUCUAGUUUGUAAGAAAAAUAUUUUUCAAGACUGUCUUGUAUUUUAUUUUACAUAAAAAAAUGUAACUAUUUUGAUCGUUAAAAAUGUA
Molecule: messenger RNA, 1538 nt
Organism: Leptopilina boulardi
Lineage: Eukaryota; Metazoa; Arthropoda; Insecta; Hymenoptera; Figitidae
Exons: 2
Coding region: 459-1283 (274 amino acids)
Source: RefSeq, a predicted model, not a curated record